Messenger RNA from Uncinocarpus reesii 1704, 1689 nucleotides. Its product is annotated as calnexin. Gene Ontology annotation, cellular component: endoplasmic reticulum membrane; endoplasmic reticulum. The transcript has 5 exons. The record is from RefSeq and is a predicted model, not a curated record. Lineage: Eukaryota; Fungi; Ascomycota; Eurotiomycetes; Onygenales; Onygenaceae. Gene Ontology annotation, molecular function: calcium ion binding. Gene Ontology annotation, biological process: protein folding. Bases 1 to 1689 code for a protein of 562 amino acids.
AUGCGUCUCAACGCCCACAUCGCCUCGUUGAUCCUCUCCUACAUAGCUUUCCUUGGCCAAGUCCAUGCUGAAAGCGAGGCCAUACCGGAAGAGCCAACGACCACUUCGAUCAGCAGGCCUGCAUUCACACCUACCUCGUUGAAAGCUCCGUUCUUUGAACAAUUCACAGACGACUGGCAAAAGCGAUGGACUCCCUCCCAUGCGAAGAAAGAAGACGCAAAAUCUGAUGAAGAAUGGGCAUAUAUUGGAGAAUGGGCUGUUGAGGAACCAACGGUGCUGAAGGGCAUUGACGGAGACAAAGGAUUGGUGGUGAAGAACCCCGCCGCUCAUCAUGCCAUCUCCGCCAAGUUCCCCAAGAAAAUUGACAACAAGGGCAAGACCCUCGUUGUUCAAUAUGAAGUCAAGCUUCAAAACUCCCUAGUGUGCGGUGGUGCAUACAUGAAGCUGCUUCAGGAUAACAAGAAGCUCCAUGCCGAGGAAUUCUCCAAUGCUUCUCCUUAUGUUAUCAUGUUUGGGCCUGACAAGUGUGGAGCUACAAACAAGGUCCACUUCAUUUUCAAACAUAAGAACCCUAAGACUGGUGAAUACGAAGAGAAGCAUUUGGCAAAUGCCCCAGCGGCUCGCAUUUCCAAGCUCUCUACGCUCUAUACUCUUAUCGUCAAACCUGACCAGAGCUUCCAGAUCCAGAUCGACGGUGAGGCAGUGAAGAAUGGAACUUUGCUUGAGAAUUUCGAACCUCCCGUCAACCCUUCAAAGGAGAUUGAUGACCCAAGUGACAAAAAGCCAGAGGACUGGGUUGAUGAGGCGAAGAUUUCUGACCCGGAAGCAAAGAAGCCUGAAGACUGGGACGAAGAUGCCCCCUUUGAAAUCGUUGAUACCGAAGCCAAGAAACCUGAUGACUGGCUCGAGGAUGAACCAACUACAAUCCCCGAUCCAGAAGCCCAGAAGCCGGAGGACUGGGAUGACGAGGAAGAUGGCGAUUGGUCUGCUCCAACUAUUCCAAACCCUAAGUGUGAGGAAGCCUCUGGCUGCGGGAAAUGGGAGCCUCCUAUGAAGAGAAAUCCUGACUACAAGGGCAAAUGGGUUGCACCUUUAAUCGAUAACCCAGCAUACAAGGGCGCAUGGGCUCCUAAGAAGAUCCCCAAUCCCAACUACUUUGAAGACAAGAGACCUGCCGACUUCGAACCAAUGGGUGCUAUUGGCUUUGAAAUCUGGACAAUGCAAAACGACAUUCUUUUUGACAACAUCUAUAUUGGCCACUCCAUCGAUGACGCUAAGAAACUUAAGGCCGCAACAUUCGACAUCAAACAUCCUAUUGAAGUCGCUGAGGAAGAAGCUUCUAAGCCCAAGGAAGAACCGUCCACUGAUGACUCUGACCUUAGCUUCAAGGAUGACCCAGUUAAGUUCAUCCGAAGCAAAGUUGAUAACUUCAUUUCUAUCGCCAAAGAAGAUCCUGUCGAGGCUGUUAAGGCUGUUCCUGAAGUAGCAGGUGGAUUGGGUGUCCUUCUCGUCACUUUGAUCCUCGUUGUCUUCGGUGCCAUCGGUAUCAGCAGCCCUGCACCCGCACCAGCCAAGAAAGAUGCUGGAAAGGCUAAAGAUAAAGCUAAAGAAAAAGCUGCCGAAGCCGUCAGCACCGGAGCCGAAAAUGUCAAGGCUGGAGCGACGAAGCGAACCAAGUCGAGCGAGUAA